This is a messenger RNA of Verticillium nonalfalfae, 981 nucleotides long. RefSeq lists its product as uncharacterized. Gene Ontology annotation, cellular component: membrane. Gene Ontology annotation, biological process: arachidonate metabolic process. The coding region runs from base 1 to 981 and encodes 326 amino acids. The transcript has 2 exons. NCBI's taxonomy places the organism in Eukaryota, Fungi, Ascomycota, Sordariomycetes, Glomerellales, Plectosphaerellaceae. The record is from RefSeq and is a predicted model, not a curated record.
AUGCCCGCCAACGAUAUCCGUCUGCUCGCUCUCGACGGGGGUGGCGUCCGUGGCCUCUCCUCCCUCAUGGUCUUGCGCAGCCUCAUGGCCACUAUUGACCCUGACCACCCGCCUAGACCCUGCGACUAUUUUGACAUGAUCGGCGGCACCAGCACCGGGGGGCUGAUCGCCAUCAUGUUAGGGCGCCUGCGCAUGUCCGUCGACGAGUGCAUCGCCGCCUACACCGCCCUAUCCGACGAGGUCUUCGAGAAGAAGAAUCACAGGAUCAGACUAAACGGUCAGCUUCAAGGCAGAUUCGAUAGCGUGGCUCUCGAGCGGGCUGUCAAGAAGAUCCUCGCGCGCACAAACCAUCAUGAGAAUGUCCUGUUGAAAGAUACUUCCGACUCGUGUCGAGUAUUCGUCUGCGCGACGAGCAAGGAGACGGCCGACACGGUAUGUCUGACGAGCUAUCGCUCCCCCAGAUCGACACACCUGCUCGACUGCACUACAGUCUGGGAGGCCUGCCGCGCCACCUCGGCCGCGACCACCUUUUUCGAUCCCGUCGCCAUCGGCCCCUUUGGCGAGCAAUUCGUCGACGGCGCCUUCGGCGCGAAUAACCCCGUCGCCGCCCUCUGGAACCAGGCUAGGGACGUAUGGGGCGACCGCCUGCGGGGCAACCUGCGGUGUCUAGUGUCGAUCGGCACGGGCUUGCCCGCCCUUCGGCCGGUGCGUGAUGACGCGCUAGGAAUCUGGGCGACACUCAAAGUACUCGCCACGGAAACAGAAAAGACGGCGGAGCGAUUUCGUCGCGAUAAAGCCUACCUCGACGAUGAAGGCCGCUACUUCCGCUUCAACGUCGUCCGCGGCCUCGAGGACAUCGGCCUGGAGGAGUCGAAGAAAAAGGCCGAGAUUGCGGCGGCGACGGGACGCUAUGUCGCGUCGCAGGACGUGUUGAAGCACAUGCGGGCAUGUGCCAGGAGUAUUUCGAGGAGACAAUUCUAG